Messenger RNA from Anolis carolinensis (green anole), 1067 nucleotides. Its product is annotated as beta-crystallin A4-like. Gene Ontology annotation, biological process: visual perception; lens development in camera-type eye. Lineage: Eukaryota; Metazoa; Chordata; Lepidosauria; Squamata; Anolidae. Bases 157 to 747 code for a protein of 196 amino acids. The transcript has 6 exons. The record is from RefSeq and is a predicted model, not a curated record. Gene Ontology annotation, molecular function: structural constituent of eye lens.
CAAAUCCCCCCAUUGUUCCCAGUGGAGCUGAAUCAGGGGACACAGCAGCCUAUAAUCUGCUAUAAAAACCCAUUGAGGGGGAAAGGGGAGAGAAUAGGAGAAGGAAAGCAGCCUUUUGGGGCUCUGGUCCUCCCUUUGCACAACAGUGGUGCGACCAUGGCCCAGCACAGCGGGAAGUACGCAGGUCUCUGGAAGAUGGUGGUCUGGGAGGAACCCUCCUUUGAAGGGCGAAAGCAUGAGUUCACCUCCGAAUGCUAUGAUGUCGCCGACUGCGGGUUCCUCAAUGUGGGGUCAGCUCGAGUGGAGAGUGGGACGUGGGUGGGCUUUGACCAUGCGGGCCUCCAGGGGCAGCAGUUCGUGAUGGAACCGGGGGACUACCCCUCCUGGGAAGCCUGGAGUGGGAGCCAUGCCUACAGGGCCCCUCGAUUGGCCUCUUUCCGACCCCUCCCCUCCGCAAACCUUCGAGAGAGCAAGGUGAUUCUCUAUGAGCAGGAGAACUUCCUUGGCCGGAAGGGAGAGCUGAGCCAGGACUGCCCCUCCCUCCAGGCCCUGGGGUGGAACAGCAAUGCCAUUGGAUCCGUGGCCGUCCAAUCAGGAGCUUGGGUCUGCUCCCAGUUCCCCGGAUACAAGGGGUCCCAGUUUGUGCUGGAGAGCGACUGCCACAGAGGCGAAUACAAGCAUUUCAGGGAACUGGGCGCGCAUGCACAGAGCUUCCAAGUCCAGUCCAUUCGGAGGAUACAGCAUUGAUAGCCCCGUCCCAAAAUAUACAGUAAACCUUUGACAAAGUGCAGUCCAGAAGGAGGCGGAAGAGACAAUCAUAGGCCAUAAGGAGGCAGCCAACAUCAACAUACUAACCACGCCCCAAAUAUACAAAUAAGGUAUAUGGAAAUUAGGGAGUUGUCCUGGACAUUCUACUACAUACAAUCAUCCUUGCAAUAAUAAUGGCGUCAAACUGUGUUUAUGAUGAUGAUGAUCUGUUACUUAUGAAGGAUAACGGGCCUUUGGGAUACUACAAAUCCUGGAAUUCCAUAGCAUUCAGCCUUAAUAAAUAUAUUUAUAUGUCUCUA